AUGGCCAGUCCUGAUCAGAUUGCAGCUCAGAUCCUGAGCACCAAGUCUCUUUCAGUUUCGCCUAAUUGGCUCAAUACAUUUCUGUCUUCUGGCCUGGCACAACGCAAUGUUCCUCCCUCUGCGCUGGCAAAGACUGCCAUAUUCCGCCUUCUAGCCUCCGACAUUAAAGAAUCACUCUCCAAGCAUAGAUCAUGCGUCCUGCCAGUGGAUGUCUACGACCCAAUGGUCCAAGAGCGAUGCUUACAAGGCUCAAUCCCGGUCCAGGUUCUAGAUAUUGAGGACAUUGGAACAAGUCUAUGGAGCCAAAUCGAAGCCAUUGAACGCGUCGAGCACGGUGAAGCCAUCAGGGGACGCGAGAUUGUUCGCACGAUUGCCGUCGAUGAAGAUCCAGAGGCUGCGGAGAGCAAUCCCACGAACAAUGGCCCUGUGGCUGGGGCAAAUGCUUCAGGAAGCAGUGGGAGUGGACCACAUCGCCUGAUUCUUCAAGAUGCCGGAGGCACUGUUGUCACUGGAGUCGAAAUUCAGCGUAUGGAUGGAGUCUCCGUGGAGAAACUCGCUAUUGGUGCGAAGCUGUUACUUCGCAAUCCUACUGUUGCGAGGGGUAUGGUGCUUCUCACCCCUGGGUGUGCUACUGUCCUUGGUGGUAAAAUUGAAACCUGGGAUACCCCAUGGCGACAAGGUAGGAAGGCCAGAUUGCUGGAGAAGACCGGCGGUCUGGAGGCAGAAUGA
Messenger RNA from Penicillium olsonii, 729 nucleotides. NCBI's taxonomy places the organism in Eukaryota, Fungi, Ascomycota, Eurotiomycetes, Eurotiales, Aspergillaceae. The record is from the annotation of a GenBank genome assembly.